AUGCAGUUGCCUAAUAAACUAGUUGAUAUCAACGACUUUACAUUGCCUUCCGAUGCUACGUUAGCCGAUCCUUCGUUCAACAAACCGGGACGUAUCGACCUAAUACUUGGCGUGCAAGUUUUCUAUGAGCUUUUGCGUGAUGGUCAGAUUAAAAUCGGUGCCGAUGGACCCAUUUUGCAAAACACCGCUUUGGGAUGGGUGGUAUCAGGAAAAGUGAAGGAUGAGAAACAACGAACUGCUGUCGCCAAUGUAGCUAAUGUAGUACUAGAAGCCUCAAUCGAAAAUCUACUUACGCGAUUCUGGGAAACUGAGUCGUGUCAUAUCAAGAGCACUCAAUCAUUGGAAGAAAAGGAGUGUGAGGAUCAUUUCGCUAAAACGGUUAAACGGGACUCAUCCGGUCGUUUCGUUGUCGCACUUCCCAAGAAAGAUGCAUUGGUUUCGCAGCUUGGGAAUUCCAGAGAUAUUGCUGAUCGUCGAUUCUGCUCAUUAGAACGUCGUUUAAAUUCGAACCCUCAGCUGAAGGAAGCAUAUUCUGCUUUCAUUCACGAGUACGUUAACCUGGGCCAUAUGAAACUGGUCGAUGAUGAUGCGUCUACUAACUCGCUUGUUCCAACCUAUUACCUUCCACAUCAUUGUGUUGUGAGGCCCGACAGUAUCACCACCAAACUUCGUGUUGUCUUCGACGCAUCAUGCACCACGGAUUCUGGAAUAUCCCUUAAUGAUGCGCUACUAGUGGGACCGGUUGUUCAAGACGACCUUCUCUCAAUCCUAUUGAGAUUCAGGAUACCGCAGUUUGCCAUUACUGCCGACAUCGAAAAGAUGUACAGGCAAAUAUUAGUUCAAGAGUCUGAUCAACCCCUAGAAAGAAUUAGAUGGAGAGACACACCUUCGGAACCCAUUAAAAGCUAUCAGCUUACAACCGUAACAUACGGCACAUCUGCAGCUCCAUAUCUCGCAACAAAAUGCCUCCAGAAGCUUUCCGAAGAUAACACCACAACCUAUGCUCUCGCAUCGGUCGCCGUUGGUCGCGAUUUUUAUAUGGAUGACUUGCUUACAGGAGCCGAUACUGUCGAAGAAGGACGACAACUCUGCAGGGAAUUGCUCGAUCUCACUAAUUCUGCCGGGUUUUCGCUUCGCAAGUGGACAUCAAACAAUCCAGAAAAUCUCACUGACGUACCGGAUCAACUGAAGGAUGAGCGCACUUUGUUGAAAAUCGAUGCUUCUACUUCCCCCUCCCCCUUGGUCUUCAGUGGGAUAUUGUCGCUGACGAGUUCAGAUUCGAAGCUCCAACGCAUAGUGAUCAGCUACCAAUUACAAAACGAAUUGUCUAUUCGGACAUCGCACGCUUAUUUGACCCACUUGGGCUAG
Molecule: messenger RNA, 1368 nt
Organism: Toxorhynchites rutilus septentrionalis
Lineage: Eukaryota; Metazoa; Arthropoda; Insecta; Diptera; Culicidae
Exons: 1
Coding region: 1-1368 (455 amino acids)
Source: RefSeq, a predicted model, not a curated record